Molecule: messenger RNA, 2414 nt
Organism: Carica papaya (papaya)
Lineage: Eukaryota; Viridiplantae; Streptophyta; Magnoliopsida; Brassicales; Caricaceae
Source: RefSeq, a predicted model, not a curated record
AGAACAGCUCAACUGCAAUCUCUUGAGUUUCUUCACCUCGUUAGAUUAAACACCGAGCGUGUCUGCAUUAGAACAACCAUAUAGUUGAAGAUUACCUGUUGAGUUCUUCAAGUAAAUAGUUCAUUCGAUUAUGGCUCUCACCAACUCAAUUUCAUUUUUGAGCACCAAGCUCCCUUCUCACUGUAUCAUCUUUUUCAUAAUCCUGAUAAUCUCUCACGGAGAUUCACUUUCUUUUAACUUAUCGGGUUUUAGUCCUCACAUGGAAGACAUAAUUUUCGAAAACGACUCGUUGGUGUUCCCAUCAGAUCCAGUUAUUCAGCUGACGAGGAACCAGGCUGACAACAAUCUCAGCGGCAGCGUCGGCCGAGCUUUGUACGCCCACCCAGUUCGUCUCUGGGAUGCCAAGACGAAAGCUCUCACAGAUUUCAUCACCCACUUCACUUUCGUCAUGAAAGCGCUUGACAAUGACUCAUUUGGAGAUGGAAUCGCCUUCUUCCUUGCUCCCUUGGGCUCGCGAAUUCCUCCCAACUCCAGCGGCGGCGGACUGGGUCUGUUCACCGAUGAUCAAUCUGCUUCCGAUUCUUCCAAAAACCAGAUUGUCGCCGUUGAGUUUGAUAGUUAUAAGAAUUCUUGGGACCCAGAUGAUAAGCACGUGGGUAUCCUUGUAAACUCCAUUAUUUCAGUAACGAACGUGACCUGGAAAGAUAGCAUUAGAGAUGGAAAAAAAGCCAACGCUUGGGUGAGUUACAACUCGUCAACUCACAACUUGAGUGUGUUUUUAAGUUAUGCUGACAAUCCAGUCUUGGGCACCAACUCGAGCCUCUGGUUUGAAAUCGAUUUGCGGGAUGUUUUGCCGGAGUGGGUCAGAGUAGGCUUCUCAGCGUCGACCGGCCAGUUUGUUGAAAUCCACAACAUUCAUUCAUGGAGUUUUAAUUCGACUCUGGAGGCCGGAGAUGGGAAAGAGAAAGUCAACGUGGGUCUUGCUAUUGGGUUAAGUUGUGUUGGUCUUGCUGUAUUGGCUUGUGGGUUUGGCUUCUUCUGGUUCGUGAUUUGGAGGAAAAGAUCAGAUCAGAGAGAAGAUGAUGAAGCCAUUGAUGUCGCCAUGAAUUAUGAAUUUGAAAGAGGGACUGGCCCUAAGAGGUUCACUUACCGGGAACUGAGCCGGGCGACGAACGGGUUCGCCGAGUCAGGGAAGCUCGGCGAAGGAGGAUUUGGCGGCGUUUAUAAAGGUCAGUUAAGCGAACCCAAUGGAGAAAUUGCCGUCAAAAAGGUAUCAAGAGGAUCAAGACAAGGCAAGAAGGAGUAUAUAUCAGAAGUUAAGAUCAUUAGCCGUUUGCGACACAGGAAUUUGGUUCAACUAAUCGGUUGGUGCCAUGAAAAAUCAGAGUUCCUUCUUGUCUACGAAUUCUUACCAAAUGGAAGCCUUGACACCCACCUGUUCGGAUCCAAAACAAUGCUAACUUGGCCCAUGAGAUACAAAAUAGCUCAAGGCUUAGCUUCCGCCCUCUUGUAUCUUCACGAAGAAUGGGAACAAUGCGUGGUGCACAGAGAUAUCAAGUCCAGCAAUGUCAUGUUGGAUUCAUAUUUCAAUGCCAAGCUUGGUGAUUUCGGCCUUGCAAGGCUUGUAGACCACGAACUUGGCUCGCAAACCACUGUCUUGGCUGGCACCAUGGGCUACCUUGCCCCUGAAUGUGUCACCACAGGAAAAGCUAGCAAAGAAUCUGACAUCUACAGCUUCGGCGUCGUGGCUCUUGAAAUCGCCUGUGGAAGAAAGCCUGUUGAGCCAAGAGCAGAGGAGAGUAAGGUGAGGCUAAUAGAGUGGGUUUGGAAUCUGUAUGGAGAAGGCAAUUUGCUUGAAGCUGUUGAUUACAGAUUAGAGAGAGACUUUGAUGAGCGGCAAAUUGAGUGUUUGAUGACUAUUGGGUUAUGGUGUUGUCACCCAGAUUACACUAUGCGCCCAUCCAUAUGGCAAGUUAUCAAUGUGCUCAAUCUUGAAGCUCCAUUGCCGAGCUUACCGUCCAAGUUGCCUGUGGCGAUGUACUGUUUGCCGCCCAUGGAUAUCUGCAACUUCUCUUAUACAUCCAGUGGCUUCACUGGUUCUGACAGAGAUAGAACAGAAUGUUCUACUAGCUGCUCCGCAUAUUCUUCCAAGUCAGCUGGCACUACUCAAGCUUUACGUAAGUCAAUCUCUGAUUCAUGAUUAGCCAAAAAUGGUAAAUUCGAACCAUAUUAUUCACAUUUCCAGCAACUCAGAUUCGAUUCACAGAGCAUGUAAUUUGAAUAAGUGUUGUAUAAUGAGAGUGCGGGGUUGAUUUUUGGAUGGUACAUACAAAUGAGUAACUUCGUAAGCUCAAUAGCAGCUAAGUUUCAAAACAUUUCUAUGUUGAAUUCAAAAUACAAGAUUCCUACUUAAA